UUCUGGUCACGUUGUGUUUUAGGCGAGUGCUGAGAUCCAUUCAUCCACUCGAGUCGGGUCCACCGCAGCCCGUGGAAAAACAUCACUGAUAUGAUGUGUCGUGUAAAGUUUUUAUAUGUGAUGUUGAAUUCGGCACAAAUCUAAACCAUCAGUCUGUGCUAUCAACUUGUUUAGCAUGAAACAAACCAGUCUUUACACGAGUGUAAGUGAACGCAGACUCACGCUGUGACUCCACGUGUGCUGAAUCCACCUCUGUAACUAAGUUACAGAUUAUCCACCUGCCUAUGCUGAUACCUGCGUUUGGCCUGUUUUAAACGGGUGCGCGGUUUUAAUGAAUGUUAACAUCGAUGACGUCAUCAGACACGGAGCGACUUUACACCGUGUCCUUCCAGGAAAUAUGUGACCGCUUUGGAAAGCAGUACACGUGGGACGUGAAGACCUCAGUGAUGGGGAAGAAGGCUCUGGAUGCUGCCCAGAUGAUCCGUGAUAGGCUGGAGCUCCCCAUGACGGCUGAGGAGCUGCUAGCUGAAAGCAGACAAAUACAGGAGAAGAUCUUUCCCUCUGCUAAACUCAUGCCAGGUGUGGAGAAACUGGUGCGUCAUCUGCACAAGCACAAAAUCCCCACUGCAGUGGCGACCAGCUCAGCCGGCGUGACGUUCAAGUUGAAGACGAGUCAACACAAAGAGUUCUUCGCUGUCUUUGAUCACAUUGUGCUGGGUGACGAUCCAGAUGUGAAGAAUGGCAAACCUCAGCCAGACUCCUUCCUGGUGUGUGCCGGCCGCUUCGAUCCCCCAGCUGCUCCGGAGAAGUGCUUGGUGUUUGAAGAUGCUCCCAAUGGUGUAAAGGCAGCACUGGCAGCAGGAAUGCAGGUGGUCGUGAUUCCCGAUGACAACCUGGACCGCAGCCUGAUCCAGGAGGCUACGCUGCGACUAAGGAGCAUGGAGGAGUUUGAGCCGCAGCUCUUUGGCCUGCCAGCAUAUGACUGAAAUGACUCAUACCUGUAAUUCAGGAAGCUAGUAACCAUUGUUAAUUGAUUGGUUGUUAAACAAUAACGUCAUAAAUGAGUAAACUAUUAGUAAAAGGAUGGGCACCGUAAAUCUGUAUUACACCUACAAAUCUUACUUGGAUACUAAAAAGUGGAACCUGAUGGUUCUAAUCUUUGUUCCAAAGGGAACCGCUCAGCUUUAGGGUGGUGAUGUAAACUACGUCAUGUGACUCGUCUUAUUAUCGUACUGCUGUUAUCGAAAGGUUCAUUUGAACCGUACAAACAUCUAAUAAAGAAAACAUCAGCAGUUU
This is a messenger RNA of Neolamprologus brichardi, 1296 nucleotides long. RefSeq names its product pseudouridine 5'-phosphatase (gene pudp). Gene Ontology annotation, molecular function: phosphatase activity. The record is from RefSeq and is a predicted model, not a curated record. NCBI's taxonomy places the organism in Eukaryota, Metazoa, Chordata, Actinopteri, Cichliformes, Cichlidae.